CCUGCGCACACGAUGGCGCGCAAGUUUUGAGUUUUGUGGAUUUCCAACCAGCCAGUAAUUUUUUUCCCCAUUGCUAGCUACGUGAAUACAAUGGAGUUAAUUUGCUAAUGUUGCAAUGUCGAAAAAAUCUAACCCAUCGCGGUUAGAUAUGAAUGCUUCCUCUGAAAACGAUUCUUCAAAUUCUGGUCGCAGCGAUCGGAGUUUGCGAGUAGCAGAGAAUUCAAGAAAAAAGAGAGAGGCGGAAGAUCCAUUUCUGUUAGCGUUGAAGUACUUCUCCAGAGUUGAAGAAGGCACCCCUUGGCGAGGGAACGAUGUGCUGGAGAGACACAUGGCAGUGGUGGAGCGGGUGGCGCUCAGUCAGGGACUUCCUCCGGAGGCCAUAACCGUCAUGCUGGAUUUCGCCCUGAGCUUGCGUAUGAGAACACAGUUUUGUGUGCGCACGCUGAAGAUUUUGAUCCCAGCAUCUGCGGUGCCACAGGAUGCUGUUAUCCAAGGAGUCUCCUGGUUAUGUGUUGGAAAGAUGACCGUGAGCAUGCAGGUUAUGUUCCUUCGCUGGGUGCUCACAGUUUUUGACCUGAUCGACUCUAAGGACCAGCUGCGGGCCAUCUACGGCUUCAUCUUCAGCUUUGUGACUGAGGAGAGUCUGUGUCCUUAUGUCUGCCAUUUGCUGUACCUGUUGACCCGGAAGGAGAGCAUUCGACCUUACAGAGUGAGGAAACUGCUGGAGCUUCAGACCAAAAUGGGCAAACAGCCAUUCUUGAUGCACCUGCUGGCCCUGUACAAAAUCUUCUCCCCGGAGUUGGUUACUCUGUCUUUUCCAUCGAAGAUGAAGAGCGGCUUCAAGAACCACAACUCCACCUGGAAGGCGGCGUUGAGCGCCGUGCAGAGGAGGAACAAUGUGGAAGUCACCUCUGACCUUCGCCUGACCUUCGGUCCGAGGGAACAGCCUGUCUCUAAGAAAAGGAAAAUGCGCAGUCACCUGACCAUGCCGGCCUUGAGCUCCGUGCCCCAGAGCGGCUCCUCUGGCAGGAAGGCCCUCCCCCUGGAGCAGCUCCGGGCCUUCCCCCAACUCCUGGAGAACCUUGAUCGCAUCGAGCUUCCUGCUCAGAUGGGCUCUAUGCUGGGCUCCUCCCUGGCUCUCCACUACCUGGACUGUGUGAGGGACAGCUCGGCCUUCCUCAGGCUCAACUUCUGGCUCGGCCAUGCUCUCCACGAGGAAUUUCUGUUCUGCAGAGAGGCCAGUUCUCAGAACACGGUGGAGGGUACACGCUUCCUAAACACAUUGAUCUCCACACAGCGCCUCCUACAGGAGGGUUUCUCCAGCACAGAGGUCUUCUUGUACCGGUUCCUGCGGGUUUGGGACGGCUCCCUGCUCCGCCCCGAGAUCCUCACCCUGCUGAGUGACAUCCCUGUGGUGCCCAGCUCACGUAUCAAAGACCUCCUUUUUGAGCCUUUGAUGCAGCUUUUCUUCACAUCCUCUCUUUUUUUCAAGUGCAGUGUCAUUGAGUGUCUGAACAGCAUGCUGCUGAAGUGGCUGACCUGGCACUCCGUGUAUGCUCUGGAAGAUGAACUCGACAUCAGUGUCAGCAGCCAGAACCCAGUCAACAUGACUCUGUCUGGGCUGAUGGACUCGGUGGUGGAGCUGGUCCAGUUCGUGGGACGGAUCGCCACCAUCGGGCUGCAGCUGGAGGGGUACCACACCCUGCUCCUCAGCUUCACCCUGGACUUCUAUGAGACGGUGUGUGACAUGUACCUGAAGUAUAAUCUGCCCCUGGUGCUCAUGCCACCAGCAGGAGUGUUCUACCCUGCCCUGCUGUCCACCAGCCCUGUCAGCGUAGAUCGGCUCUGUCACGUCAUGCACAAGUACAGAACAAAUCUGGUCUCUGCCAAGCACCAGGAAAAGCAAACUGAGAAGCCCUUUCACAUCAGCAGAAAGACGUACCGCAAGUUCAACCAGUACGUGGUGUCAAUAGUGAGCUGCCUGUGGAACUCCAGGGCCUUCCAGCCUGGCAUGGGCAUCGAGUUGGGCGAAGACCUCCUGACGCGGAGCAAGGUGUCGGAGUACUGGGGCGCCUUUAAUCUCAUCCACCACCCCGCCUUUGUGAGCUAUGCCAUAGACUUCCAUCAGAAGUGUUGGCCAGAGAGGAAAGAGCUGGACCUGAAUUCAAUAAAGGCGGGGAGGCGUUGGGACUGGUACACAGAAUUCCUGUUUUGUCGAGGGUUCCAGGGCGUCAAAGAGUUCGUCCAGAACAGCUUCAGCCGCCGGUCAUCCAUCAGGGAGGUUGGAACCGACUCCCAAUAGCUCCGCAAACUGCCGUGGCAGUAAUGGAGAAAGCCGUGGAUUUAAAAACAAUUAGCUUCAUUUGUACAAAAACAUAAAAAACAAACAAAAAAUUUGAAUUUUUUUUUUUUUUUUAAUCACAUUUUUGUAUAUACUCUUUAGCUGUACUUAGACCAAGGUAGGUUUAUUAAUAUCAUUUUAACCAAUCUUUCUCUGUAAAUAGCCAGACCUUCAUAAGUGUACAUUUCCUGUGGCUGAACUCUGUGGCGCUGCUCUUCUCUGUGUUGUAUAUUUGUCCUGUGCUUGCUUGGUAUUAUGAAUGCGGAACUAUAAAAUAAAUUAAAAUUGAGAAAGUGAGAA
Molecule: messenger RNA, 2641 nt
Organism: Anguilla anguilla (European eel)
Lineage: Eukaryota; Metazoa; Chordata; Actinopteri; Anguilliformes; Anguillidae
Gene: cenpi
Product: centromere protein I
Exons: 20
Coding region: 116-2302 (728 amino acids)
Cellular component (GO): kinetochore
Source: RefSeq, a predicted model, not a curated record